AUGGCAGCAGAGAGCGGAAGCGGAGGGCAUCGAAUGAAGAGGAAGAUUGAAGUCAAAAUUGAAGUCGAAGAGGAACAAGAAAAGAAAAAGCCAGAGCCCGAACAGGCCAAGGCGCCAAAGCGAGCAACUAGUAGAAAUGGGCUGGCCCAUCUUAUUUUUUUCAAGUAUAGCAGACGACAAGACGGUGACGAGCAACGAAGACGAGAGGUGGUGACGAGUUCGAGCUCCUCAAAGGACGGAGUUUCUUUUGGGAUUGGCUGCCAUCUCACCUGCCGCCUUUGGUGUCUUGGUCCCUUUCCUCCAUUUGGUCUACGCACCAUGCAAAACGCCCGACCUCAGCCUUGCAUUUCUGUCCAAGAGCCAGGUGCUGCUCGUCCUCUGACAUAUAAUGACGGGCUUCUCCUGCAAGAUGGCGCUGCCAACUCCCAAGCUCCAGUAUUUGAGUCUUCUGGUCCAUUUUCUUCAAUCAAAAACACGCGAAAUGGCUCUGCCGCCGCAGUUCACUCAGCCAUACGGCUUGUUGCCUCCCCCAAGCUGCAUGGCGCUUUUCUCCUGGCAAGCGAUCUGAAACUUCGCGAAUGUGCGACAGUGCCGUUCUGGGAGGACAUUCUAAACUACUACGUUGCCGAUGACGGACUGGCUGUUAAUAGCCAGCAACCCGUUGACGACACCAUGAAAGCCGUGGAUGUUGUGGUGCGAUACUAUGAACAGGCCACGUUCCACGACAUAUUCCUUCUUGUUCUCGAGUGCAAGCGUGCCAAUAAGACCAGAUCGGGGCUCCAGGACUUGCAGGAUCAGUUACAGCCACCUUGUACACUUACAGUCUUGACUUCUAAGGCGGCGCCUCUGCACCAGCCUACGCCUGGUUGA
Coccidioides immitis RS is the source of this 870-nucleotide messenger RNA. RefSeq lists its product as uncharacterized. The transcript has 2 exons. Bases 1 to 870 code for a protein of 289 amino acids. The record is from RefSeq and is a predicted model, not a curated record. Lineage: Eukaryota; Fungi; Ascomycota; Eurotiomycetes; Onygenales; Onygenaceae.